AUGUCACCAAAACCCGGCAGUGUGGGGAAGGGGGAGGCGAUAACGAAUAAAGAGCGCCGGAGGAUUUUGCGCACGGCGCCGUGUGCAAGCGUCGUGCGCUAUUCCGCCUAUUUAAUCGCAGAGGAUCCGCCGAUGAUGGCUCCUGCAAGUGCAACUCGUCCUGCGGUUGCACCAAGUGCUCCUGCUGCGGCGGCGGUUCCAAGUGAAAGGGCCACCUGCAAUCAACCACCAGGCGCCAAUGGCUGGCGCCGAGAUUGCAAGAGGAGGUGA
Molecule: messenger RNA, 270 nt
Organism: Gryllus bimaculatus (two-spotted cricket)
Lineage: Eukaryota; Metazoa; Arthropoda; Insecta; Orthoptera; Gryllidae
Source: the annotation of a GenBank genome assembly